UGAGCUGGAGGCAUUUGUUGAAGACCUGAAGAGGGACUCUACUGCUUCCAGCAAGACAGUUACACUGAAAGAUGUUGAAGAUGGAGCUUUUCUUUUACGUCAAGUGGGAGAAGCUGUUGCCACCCUGAAAGGAGAAUUCCCGACAUUACAGAAUAAAAUGCGUGCGAUCCUCCGAAUUGAGGUAGAAGCCGUGAGGUUCCUAAAGGAAGAACCACACAAGCUUGACAGCUUGCUGAAACGUGUGCGCAGCAUGACUGAUAUCCUUACCAUGCUCAGGAGACAUGUUACAGAAGGACUGCUGAGGGGUGUAGAUCCAUCCCAAGCCGUGCAAUACUCUGUUAUGGAAAAGGCCACUACAGCUGACACUCUGAAAAACCAGGAGGAGCUCAAGCAUGCCCAGGGACAUGCACAGCAAAACCUCACAGCAGUUACAUCAGAAUCCCAGGUGUCAUCAGUCAAGUCAGAAGUCGUCCCCUUCUCAACAAUGACAGUCCAUCAUGUGCAGAGCUCACCUGUUGUCAUCCAUCAGUCUCAGCACUCAUCAGCCCUGGUCAACCAUGCCCAAGGUUCACCCACUGCAGCGAGCCAUAGCGAAGGUGUGCCGGCGGGUGGCCACCUCUCAGCCAUCCCACCAGCCCCCCUGCAAGAGCCCGCAACAGGAUCCCAGCCCACACAAGCCACGCCAGCACCACAGGUCUCUGUCAAUGGCACCACCAUGCAAAGUCUUUUCAUUGAGGAAAUUCACAGUGCAAGUACCAGAAACCGAGCUAUAUCAAUUGAGAAAGCUGAAAAAAAAUGGGAAGAGAAAAGACAAAACCUCGAUCACUAUAAUGGAAAGGAAUUUGAAAAGCUCUUGGAAGAGGCCCAGGCCAAUAUAAUGAAGUCAAUUCCUAACCUGGAGAUGCCUCCCCAGCCAGCAGCCCUGCCUAAAGGGGAUACAGUGGAAAAGCUAGAACUCUCAGAAGACGUUACUGAUGGAGAACAGGAUAAUGACAAGCUGACCAAGUCUCCACCUCCUCCACCUCCACGGCGCAGUUACCUGCCAGGGUCAGGGCUAACCACAACGAGAUCAGGAGAGGUCGUCUAUGCAGCCAGGAAAGAGGCUGCUCCUGUCAAGGAAUCCAAUGAAGAUUCUGGACAAAUAGCGCAAUCCAAAGUCCCUAAAGAGGAUCAGGCAUUGUCUCAAAGCACAGGGCACACUGUGGCAUCAGCUCCAAAAGAUGAAGAGGAAGAGGAAGGAGAUAAAAUAAUGGCAGAAUUACAGGCUUUCCAGAAGUGCUCUUUUAUGGAUGUAAACUCAAACAGUCAUGCUGAACAGUCCAGAAAUGAUACACAUGUUAAAGACAUAAGGCCUGGGACUUUAAUGCAUCACAAGGAAAAGAAGGUGUAUGGGGCUACAACAGCAUCUCCCACAGAUAGUGACCAUCCUAAAGAGAAGAGGGAAGGGAAAACUGAAGAAGAAUUGGGUUCUGAUUCAUCCAGCACAGCUGAGAGUAAAAUUGCCUUUUCAAUGAAUGACAGUCCUACAUUUAGCAAGGGUUUGUUUAUAGACAGUAGAGACUAUUCUAAGAAAAACAUCCAGAAUAUGAGCACAAACCUGUCUGGUGUCAGUUUGCCAGAGGAUGACAAGCGAAAAGAAGUUCAAGAUACCUUAGGACCCCAUUUUCCAGCUGUUGAAACUGGAAAACAAAAGCCAAACUAUGGACUCCCACGAGAUGCUCAGCAGGUCCUGCUGCAGGGUGAAGCCUUGCAGACCACAGGCAAGCACAUCCCCAUCACCAGUGUUGCCCCUCUCAUGAGGCACACGCAGGAGGCUGCAGGGCCUCAGCCUUCCUCGCAGCAGCAAGAAGCUUCUGCAGUCAACUACAAUCAGGUUGUGCUAAGACCCAAAGUGUCCAGAAGUAACAGUGUGAACAGUAUUGAAGAGACAGACUCCUCGACUAGCUCUCCAAGUGAAGACAACCCACCCACAGAAAACAUCGCCUUCAUGAUUACUAAAACAGCUGUCCAGGUCCUCUCGAGUGGGGAAGUUCACGAUAUAGUCAGCCGGAAAGGUGGAGAUGUGCAAACAGUGAACAUCGAUGCGAGGAAGGAGGUGGUGUCAGAGAAGGGAACCCCAGAAAACACAGACAGCGAAGAGCCAGUGGUGUGUCUGGACAAAAAACCCGUCAUCAUCAUUUUUGAUGAACCGAUGGAUAUUAGGUCAGCUUAUAAGCGGCUUUCUACAAUUUUUGAAGAAUGUGAUGAGGAGUUGGAGAAAAUGAUGACAGAGGAAAAGAUAGAAGAGGAAGAGGAGGAGGAAAAUGAAGCACAUGAAAUCUCUGAGAACCAGAAGGAAGAGCUACCAGUAGUUAACGACAGAAAAGCAAUUGCAAAGUCUUCAGCAGCUCACAGUCUCAAUGAGCAGUAUAUAUUUAACCCUUUGUCUUCCUCUGACCCUGUAGAAACCAGACCUCCUGCAGAGGAGGAGAGCACAAAGAUGAAUUUUAACAAAUACCGUCAGAUCUAUGGACUAAACACAGAAGCAAACUUGGACUCCACUGAUCAGUUUGGAAGCAGGCAAGAUUCUAAGAAAAAAUUUAAGUUCAAAUUCCCUAAAAAGCAGUUGGCUGCUCUGACACAGGCAAUAAAAACAGGAACCAAGACCGGGAAGAAGACCCUGCAGGUUGUGGUCUAUGAAGAAGAGGAGGAAGAUGGGACCCUGAAGCAGCACAAGGAAGCAAAGAGAUUUGAAAUCACCAGAUCUCAGCCAGAGGACAGUGACAAAAGUCCUUCUGGGAAGCAAGAGGGACCCUCUGGAGCUGCAGUGUCCCUGUCUAGGACUGAUGAAAUUCGACAGAGUACAUACCGAACGCUAGACAGCCUUGAGCAGACUAUAAAGCAGCUGGAAAACACCAUCAGUGAAAUGAGUCCAAAAUCUAUCCCUGAAAGCACAUACAGCUCUGAGGGAAGCACUGUCCCCUUCUCUGCCCAGAUAGUACCAGAGACCCCACCCCGAGAGCUUGUAGUGCUGGAUGAGAGCCUUGCUGGCGUAGAGCCCGCUCCGCCAGUCCCAGCCACUUCACGUAAGGGCUCCAGCACUGCCUCCCAGACAAGCCGGAUGCCAGUCCCCAUGGCUUCAAAAACUAGACAAGGAAGCAUGGAGAAAGCAGGCAAACAGCACAAGCUGCAGGAUCCACGCCAAUACAGACAGGCUAAUGGAAGUGCUAAGAAAGCUGGUGGGGACUAUAAGGCUACUUCCCCUACCCUACCUGCUUCUAAGAUCCCAGCCUUUUCUCCCACUUCUGGGAAAAGCAGCUCAGCACCUGCUUCUAGCAGUGACAGCUCUCACCCUCUUAAUCCACCUACUAAAACCUCCAUUCCUUCCUCUAACCUUCUCGCUCCUCAGACAGGUCGCAUAACUUACUCUACCUCCCUCAUCCCCUCUGUCUCUAACGGCUCCUCCAAGUUUCAGAGCCCCACUUACCCAGGGAAAGGUCACCAUCUCUCGUUCUCACUACAGACUCAAAACGGCCGGCCACCCCCUCCUUCCUCCUCUACCUCCCCCCCCUCCUCUACCUCUCCCACUUCAUUGAACCAAGGUAUGAAGAGCAUCAGGACAAUCCACACACCUAGCUUCACCAGCUACAAGGCACAGAAUGGAAAUGCCGGCAAGUCCACCCCAGCCACAGCCAAGGAGCCAUCCUAA
This is a messenger RNA of Pterocles gutturalis (yellow-throated sandgrouse), 3688 nucleotides long. RefSeq names its product sickle tail protein homolog. Gene Ontology annotation, cellular component: cytoplasm. The annotation marks the transcript as partial. NCBI's taxonomy places the organism in Eukaryota, Metazoa, Chordata, Aves, Pterocliformes, Pteroclidae. The transcript is spliced from 10 exons. The record is from RefSeq and is a predicted model, not a curated record.